AUGAUUUUUAGUAGAUUAUUUAAUAAUAUAUCAAGACAUCACAGAGAACAAAUUAUUCAAUUAAAAUUAAAAAGGGGUGGAUUCCGAUUAGCAAGAAGCAAUUUUAAUAAUUAUAAAUGUGGAAAUAUGAAGGAGCAAAAUAAUGUAGUUACGGAAAAUGGUACACCAUUAUACAAAAGUUACAAAGGUCAUGAUUUAAAAAUAGAAUAUGAAAAUGAUUUUUUCUUAGUUGUAAAUAAACCAUAUGAUAUUAAAUUAGAGAAAGGGAAACUUGAUGAUAUUUAUCCGUCUGUAGAAACAUUGCUUCGAAAAAAAAGAAAUUUAAAUACAUUCAGAAUGUGUGGGCAAUUGGAUUAUGCUACAAGUGGACUUUUAAUUAUAGCUAAAGAUAAAUUAAGUUCAAAUAUUUUAAAUUACAAUAUCGAAAGUAAAAAUAUAAGUAAGAUAUAUCUAGCUAUAUUAUAUGGGCAUUUACCCCUUGAUAUUUUACAUAUAAAUGUGCCAAUAAGUAAAGUUAAAAAUGAAUUUAAGAUGAAAUUAUGUUAUAAUUAUAAUGAUUAUUAUGAUACUGGAAAAUAUUGUUAUAGUUUAAUUUACCCAUAUAAGCAUACAUAUUUAGAAAAUGAAAAAGUGACUUUAUGUGAGCUUCGAACAAUCACAGGAAGAAGACAUCAAUUACGAUUACAUUCAAUAUGCUUAGGUAGUGGAAUAGUUGGGGAUGAAACAUAUUUUGAAGAUAUGAUUGAAAAUAAAUAUAAAAUUAAUUAUAUUAACAGUUCAGGUAAAAACAUUACUAAUAAUGAUGACAGUACAGGUUGUGUAAAUAAUAAAAAUGAUGAAACCAAUAUUGAAGGUAUUAAUAAUGAAAAAUUUAAUGUGGAAAAAUAUGUAAAAAAAAGAAUUGAUGCAGAAAGGAUGAUGUUACAUUGCUGGAUCAUAAUAAAAAACGAAAAUAUAAAAGUAGAAAAUAAAUUAAAUAAAAGUGAAAAUAUAAAUAAUUUAGAACAAAAAAUAUUUGAUAAAGAUUAUAUAAUAUGUGAUGAUGUAUUAAGUGAAUUUGUAAAUGAAAAACCACGAACUUUUGAUGAGUGUUUUUUAAAAAAUAAUGAUUUAAUUAAUCAAGGUUUUAUUAAUUAUAAUGUUAAAAAUAUUAAUAAAAAUAUUCAAAAAGUGAAUAGGAAAUUAAGAAAAGAAAAAUACGCAUAUGAUGCUUUGCUACAUAACUCUUUAAUCCUUGAAAAUUCAAGACAGGAAAAAUUCGAAAGCUUUGUUAAAGAGGGUAAAAAUUUUCAAGCAAAUCAAAUCGAUAUGCAAUGUGGAAAAUUAGAAAAUUUUGAAAAAUUUGAAAAAAAAAAUAAUGAAGACAAUUCCAUGGAUUUAAAACCUGAGAAUAUCGAGCAAGUUGAUGUAACAGAUACAUUUAUAAAUAACAAAAUUAUCGAUAAGAAUAAUAUUUAUUCGGUUAAAAAUGAUAAAUACCAAAACCCAAAUGAUUUGUUUGAUGACAUUCAUGAUAGUGUCAAUAAGUUUAAUUGGGGGUGA
Plasmodium vinckei vinckei is the source of this 1542-nucleotide messenger RNA. RefSeq names its product ribosomal large subunit pseudouridylate synthase, putative. Gene Ontology annotation, biological process: pseudouridine synthesis. Lineage: Eukaryota; Apicomplexa; Aconoidasida; Haemosporida; Plasmodiidae. The transcript has 2 exons. The record is from RefSeq and is a predicted model, not a curated record. Gene Ontology annotation, molecular function: RNA binding; pseudouridine synthase activity. The coding region runs from base 1 to 1542 and encodes 513 amino acids.